AUGAUCGCGCUGGGACAGAUCUGGCUCAAACAGAUUCAACAUGGAGUACCCAGCCCGUCAAUUCGAGGACCCCUUCCGCACUCACGACUCAACAGCGUGGCUCUGAUCUCAGAGCAUGGCGAGGACGCAGCACUCCUGAUCCGCGGCAGAAAAUCCGAGAAUCCCAGUUGCAUGAGGCCACCUGACCACAGCACGGAAGAGGCAUGCGCAGGUCUCGGAUGCCAUGCUGAAGUCCGUGUUGUGCAUGGCAGGAAGCUCAGCCUACCAAGCCGGCAGCCGAGCCGUGGUGGCCGUCUAACGAGGGCAGUGGCCCUUGCCCAUCGCCGCCACGCUCGGAGCUCUCGAAAAGUGGGACAAAUGGACACGUUGGGCCUCGUUCGCAGCCGGCAGAACACCUGCUGGCAAGUACUGGUGAAGCGGCUGCGUCAAGAUGUCGCGGAGUGGAGCCAGGAGUUGCAUCGGUUGGAGGAGGCGUGUCGGCGCGAGGAGAAGGCGGCUGGCCGCGAAGAAGCUGAAGUUCAGAAGCUGGAGACCGAGCGAGGCCACUUGAUGCAGCAGCUUGAUCUUUCACAGCGGCAGCUUGCGGAGCUGCGCUUGGAGCACCGGAGACAUCAGGAGAGCGCCCUUCUGAUUUCUGGUGUGAGGAAGCAGCAAGAGGAGGCCUUUUUCCUGCAACGGCUGCGGGAAGAGUACUCGCGUGACUCAGAGGCCAUGGAAGUGUCUCUGACGAAGCUGGAACUGGCAAGCCUCAGCAUGGAGGGGCAAGGCCGUGCCCUUCAGCAGGCAACGCAAGAGGUCCAUGAGCAGGCCAAAGCAGAGCAGGCUCGCUUGGACGUGGAGAAGCGUGAGCUGCAAGCUCUCCAGAAGGCGCUGCUGUCCUUGCGCAGUACCCCACCCAGCCCUUCGGCACCUACACCAGGAUUUGGCGGCGACUGGGACAGCCCUUUCGGGUCGACGCCCUUCUCAGGAGUCGGGCCCGAGGCCUGGAGCUCUGGUGUCUCUUUGGUCGACGACAGCCCCUGGAGAAGAAGUCCAGCCGGUGCUGCUGGGGUCCCGACGUUUCGAGAUGGGGUGUAA
Messenger RNA from Symbiodinium sp. CCMP2592, 1077 nucleotides. The record is from the annotation of a GenBank genome assembly. NCBI's taxonomy places the organism in Eukaryota, Dinophyceae, Suessiales, Symbiodiniaceae.